AGCAGAAGCAUAUAGUAAAGAUGACUUGAUAUUCCACUAAUGUUAACAAUUGAUGUACGCUACCUAACUCACAAUUAAUGUUCACCAAACCAUUAUCAAUCAAAUUUUAUCUCUCUGUAUUAUCAAGUUUACUUGAAACUAACAUACACCUUCAUGGUUUUAGAGCUGUAGGCAAAAGUUACAGAAGAAAAAAAAAAUACUACUACUGAUAAGCUUAUGUCGCCAUGAUUGGAUGAUCGGUGUUAGAGGAAGAGAAUUACUGUGCAAAUAGAAAUCGUCUUUCAAGAUAAAAUGGAGGAAACUGAACUGCAAGAACUCGAAAUCUCUACUACUUCCGGUAAUGGUACCAAUUUUUUCACUUGGGAAAUCUGUUUGCAAAUAGUUCCGGUGGAUAAGCAAUUCAAGAGCAUGGAGAUGAGUGGAUGCUUGCAUCCUUAUUGUACUGAUUGUGUCGCCAAAUAUAUUCAAGAAAAGGUGAUCCAACACAACAUGUCUGAGAUAAAGUGCGCUAAUCCCGACUGCAAUGUCAUGCUGGACGCUUCCUUGUGCCAAUCUGCACUCCCUAACGGAGUCUUUGAAAAGUGGUGCCGUGUUCUUUGUGAAUCACUAGUACUCUUGGAUUCAUCGAAUGGCGGGGUGGCGUACGGAAGAUCUUAUUGUCCUUUUCGCGAUUGUGCUGAGUUGAUUUUAAACGAGUGCGUUAGAAUUUCAGCCUCCAACAAGAUUACAAUAUCAAACUGUCCAAAUUGCAAACAGCUAUUUUGUUUUCAUUGUAUGGUUCCAUGGACGGAAAAUCAUAGAUGUAGAAGACAUGAAACGGUAAUUGAUAUUGAUAGUACCGAUGUUUUGUUCAUGGAGAUGGUUAUGCGCAGGGGAUUGGUACGAUGUCCAAAUUGCUUCCGUUAUGUUGAACAUAAAGGAGGUUGUGCUCUCAUCAAAUGCAGGUGUCAAACCAGAUUUUGCUACAACUGUGGAAGGACGAGAUGUGUAUGCAAGUGCGACUGGUGCGGGUGGCUGUUUGAUAUUUUUCAGAUACUACUCGUCAUCUUGUUACUCUAUUUCAUAAUCUACAAAUGAUCUCUGUCAUUAUAAUUUAGGAAAUGUGCUGAUCCAGUGUCUGACAACCAAUAGGCAAAUAAACACUUGUAAUUACACUAGAAAUGAUACAGCUUACAUUUACACUUCUAUGGCACAAAUCGUUACUCUUACCAUAUUCAAUAUUGGACUUACAUUCGCAUAAUAAUCUUCUUCCAGUAAAGACCGAUCAUCCAAUCAGUGUUAUGUAAAUCAUGCAACAACCUUAAUAGUAAUGAUUCUUUGCAA
This is a messenger RNA of Papaver somniferum (opium poppy), 1323 nucleotides long. RefSeq names its product probable E3 ubiquitin-protein ligase RNF217. Gene Ontology annotation, biological process: positive regulation of proteasomal ubiquitin-dependent protein catabolic process; protein polyubiquitination; ubiquitin-dependent protein catabolic process. The transcript is spliced from 3 exons. The record is from RefSeq and is a predicted model, not a curated record. The coding region runs from base 292 to 1077 and encodes 261 amino acids. Gene Ontology annotation, cellular component: ubiquitin ligase complex; cytoplasm. NCBI's taxonomy places the organism in Eukaryota, Viridiplantae, Streptophyta, Magnoliopsida, Ranunculales, Papaveraceae. Gene Ontology annotation, molecular function: ubiquitin conjugating enzyme binding; ubiquitin protein ligase activity.